AGCUGUGUUGGCUGAAGCCAAACAUUUUCAGCAGACGUUGACUCUCGGCACAAGCCCGGAUGUGGGGGCGCUGAGCGUGCCCGCCAUGCGGGCCCUGGGCCGAAGAGUAGAAGACUUUGCACGGAAGAGCUGCCGUGCCUUCCCACUGGAGGAGCUGUACAGGUUGGGCCGUGAUGACCGGCCACAGCUGGCGCGCCUGAUUCACCAGGAGAUCGCCAUCCGCAAUGCGCAGCUUUGCAAGGAGCUGCUGCUCUUGCCUUUUGGCUUGGCAGAGACCGCCGGGGUGCGCAAAGUGGUGGAGUGUUUCAGCAGCUACGUGGACUGGCUCUCUGAAUUCCCGGCUCCGUCCAAAGACGACGCUGCCUUUACAGAGCUUCUAAAGCAGAUCUUGAAGGACAAUGCAGACAUCACACGGACAGUGGGAGGGGCUGUGCUGGAGGUCCGCUCUGCACUGGGCGAAGCGCAGUAUGAGGAAGUGAGAACCGAGGUGGAUUUGAUCCUUGAUCGCUUCUUCAUCAAGCGCAUAGGAUUGCGGUUCCUGAUCCAGCACCACAUCGAAGCCGCAGAGGCGUCGUCGGAUGGCUCCGGCAUCAUCCGCAGCAUGGAGGUGGGCAACGUGCUCCGCGCAGCUGCCGCGGAAGCCCGUUCGGCCGUGGUGGAGGAGUUCGGCCUGGCGCCACAGGUGGAAGUGAUUGGGGACGGAGCCGAGAUACCUUUGGUGCACACGAACACCUAUGCAACAGGCUCCAGUUUGUCUCGGCCGAUCCCGAAACAAGACUGCUUCACACAUGUUCCAAGUCACGUCCACUUCAUUUGCUUCCAGCUUCUGCGGAAUGCAUGCCAAGCUGCAGUUGGCAACUGGAAGCGAAGACAGUGUCAGGAGCAGCGAGAGUUGCUUUUGGCUGUUGCAUCAGAUGCAGCGGCCCAGCAAUCACAGUCGGUGCCGCUGGGCAGAGCAACGGUGGCUGGCUUCCCGAUCAUGUCCAGGAAACUGAUGCAGUUGCCAGAAGGACUGGCGCCGGUCCGCGCGAUCUUCGCGCACGGCAGAGAGGAUGUCUCCAUCAAGGUCUCAGAUGAAGGGGGAGGAAUCCCCCGGAGCGAGCUGCAGCAGGCGUGGAGUUACUACGGGACAGGUGACGACCGCGCGGCCGGGGUGGGGCUUCCCCUGUCUCGCCUCCAUGCACGAUACUACGGCGGGGACGUGGUGCUCAAGUCCAUGGAGGGCUUCGGCACCGAUGUUUACGUCUUCCUGGACAGGCCGCCGAUGGCACCUCCGAGACAUCUCCGAGACAUCUCCGAGACACCGAGUCGUGCGAUUACGUUUUCCCCUCGAAAGAUCCAUCGCCUCUCUCUGAACUCUCGGGCUCUGAACCCCUGAGAUCCCCUGAGGUUGGGCCAAAGCUGCGAGAACCUGCCGCAGGGUGUGCGAUUGAGCCCGGCCCAGCUGGACUCCUCGGUUGGGAAGGAGGCAUCCAUCAGGGCCGAGUCCUUGGGCGACAUGAGCGAGGCAGAGGUUGCUUACCUCACUCGAAGACUCCAAGAGCGGCGAGCAGCAGCAUGUGCAAAGACACAGACUGUCGAGU
Effrenium voratum is the source of this 1583-nucleotide messenger RNA. Lineage: Eukaryota; Dinophyceae; Suessiales; Symbiodiniaceae. The record is from the annotation of a GenBank genome assembly.